Molecule: messenger RNA, 3653 nt
Organism: Macrosteles quadrilineatus (aster leafhopper)
Lineage: Eukaryota; Metazoa; Arthropoda; Insecta; Hemiptera; Cicadellidae
Product: E3 ubiquitin-protein ligase TRIM23-like
Exons: 13
Coding region: 161-1900 (579 amino acids)
Biological process (GO): intracellular protein transport; vesicle-mediated transport
Cellular component (GO): cytoplasm; lysosomal membrane; plasma membrane
Molecular function (GO): zinc ion binding; GTP binding; GTPase activity
Source: RefSeq, a predicted model, not a curated record
AUUGUCUGUCUGUGUCAGAGUGUGUCUGUGUUUGUGGUGGCGUACUGGCGUAGAUAUCUCUGCAAUUUUAAUCUACUUCGGUUAAUGUUAAUGCUUCUUCAGUAGCAAUUGACUUAUUUAACUUACUUAAAAAUAGUUUUACCAACGAAUAAUCUAUUUUAUGUCCUUAACUUUGCGCACUAAAGCCAUGUCAGAUCAUACUGAUCAUUCAUAUGCACUUAGGGGUAUGAAGAAUUCUUCUAAAAACAACGUACUUGAGUGUCGGGUGUGUCAAGACGUGUUUGGACUGGUAGGAGACAAGGUACCUCGUUUGUUGUAUUGUGGCCACACUGUCUGUCAUACCUGUCUGCUACGUCUGCCUUUGACGGAAAACACCAUACUAUGUCCAUUUGAUCGUCAGCCUACUCCAGUCGGGAACUCCGGUGUGUGGGGUUUGAAGAAGAACUUUGCCCUCUUAGAGCUCCUAGAGAGGCUGCAGGACUCUCAGGAGAGAGAUGCUGUUGCUGUCCUACUGUCUACAGACGUCUUGCACAAGGAGAGAAUGUUGGGUAUCCGAUGUGAUGAGAAUGAUGCUCACACAGCUGUUCUGUACUGCAUCGUGUGUGCGACUCACUUGUGUGAGGUAUGCAGCGAGAGUUCUCACGCCACUCGGACGCUGGGCAAGCAUCGCCGAGUGCCGUUGUCAGAGAAGCCGCGUGAGCGACCACGAUGUCCCGCCCAUCCAGCACACCCAGCGGAGUUUGUGUGUCUUCAGGAUGAGUGUCAAGCGUCGGCCGCAUCUCAGAACACCGUCAUGUGCUUCAUAUGCAAGGACUACGGACGACACAAGAACCACAAGCACGCUCUGGUAGAGGUGGAGGCUGAAAAUAUCCGAUCGUCUGUAAUCAACGCUUCUCAACACAUGCGAACAUUGAUGGAAGAUAUGAGAGAGACUGUUCAUCGGCUAGAUCAAGUAGCCGUGGGGCUAGAGGGUCACUUGGGUCCGAACGGUGAACUGUUGGAGCCUGGCACUUGUGAGUUGGCGAGAGCUCGUGUAGAACAGUACUUCACACAACUGAGGGAGACGCUACUACUUCAGGAAGCAGCUGCUCGUAGUGCUGUAGACACGCACGUGAGAGAGAGGUUGUGUUCUCUACGGCAACUGCAGGAAGAGGUGGCUUUGUGGUGUUCUCAGGUGGCAGUGGUGUGUAUACAAUGUGAGCUCACUAUACAACAAGAUGACGCCAGAGUGUUGGCUGCCAGCCAGGAGAUCAAGGAGGCGUUGGCUUCCGUAGAGAAACCACAACAACAGUACGCAGAACUGAGCCCUGAGCAACUACAGCCUGACCCAAGCAUUCCCAUAACCUUUACUAAGGACAACCGAGUCCACAUCGGGCCGAAGAUUGAGAUGCGAGUGGUGACCCUGGGACUGGACGGAGCUGGUAAAACCAGCAUCUUAUUCAAGCUAAAACAGAACGAGUUCAUGGCUGUCAUCCCGACCAUCGGCUUCAACGUGGAAUCCGUGGAGUACAAGAAUGUUAGGUUUAACAUCUGGGACAUCGGCGGACAGCCGAAGCUGCGGCCAUUGUGGAAACACUACUACCUCAAUACACAGGCCGUAGUGUUUGUGAUUGACUCUUGGGAUAGACAACGACUCCCCGAGGCUCUUAGUGAACUAUCCAAGCUCAUGUCGGAAAAAGAGUUGAAAGACGCUGCGCUUCUGAUUCUGGCCAAUAAACAGGACCUGUCUGGAUGUGCGAGCAUUGAGAGUAUCUCGGAGCAGCUAGCGUUGGCCAAGCUGUGUUGUGGUCACAGUUGGCACAUUCAGGCGUGUGAUGCGCAGAGUGGAACAGGGCUGCAUGAUGGACUGGACUGGCUCUCUCGUCAACUUGUGGCGGCCGGAGUGUACGACAUGACGUAACCUGUCAUGUGUGAAGGCUUAUCUCUUGAUGCAUCAUCAACUAUUGGAAGGACUGAAUUAAGUUAUAUUUAAAUAUGAUUGUACUCGUACAAGUUUUACAUUUGUUUGUUUUGAAAAUAUUUGACAAAUUCCUGAAGUAAAUUGUGAAAGCGAGAUUGUAUUAGGUACUUGAUUUAAAGAAUUAAUUUGGUUAAUUUACACAAAAUAUAAAUACGGUGUGUCAUAUUUAUUAAAUAAUUUCAUUGAGUUCUAUUUGAAAGGUUGAUUUUAUAGACAGCUUUAAGUUUCAACUCAAUGAAUAUUACUUUUAGCUUAUUGUGAAGCUUAUUGUUUUUAUUAAGUUUUAUAAAAUUAUCUGUAAGUAAAUUUGUAUAGUAUAGUGUAGUAAACAAGACAGAGGAACUUCAUUUAUGUGAAAUACAGUUAUGAUGGCAAAAAGAUCCUCCGCCCUUUUAUUCUUUAAACCGGGUAUUUAGAAACCAGUGCUGCUUGUCAAAUAUAAAUACUGUAAAGAUGAACAACAUCCCAUAUAAAAGAGUCCUAUAAUCCACUUUUUCCAUAAGCAAACUUUAAUUUACUUUUAUUCCUCCAAAAAAAUGUCCCUCUCAGUAAAAAUAACUGUGCAUUUCUUUACCUUUCUAUUGUAAAGAGAAUUUUUUCCUGUUUUUAGAAAUUAGUCGUUUUAGUAAACACUGAAGCUCAGGACUCUUGUUAGUUGUUUACGAUGUUAAGGCUGGACUUGAGGUUGUGCAAUAGUUAGUUUGUACAUAGUGUAUAACAUGCAGUAAUACUCUAUACAGAUAGGAUAUAAAAUGUUCCUGAUCAUAGCUGACGGCAAAUAAUGCUUGAAACUGGACUAUUCCAAUAAUUGAGUACCGUAUCGUAUCCAAAAAGUAGUGGAUUAGGUUUGAUUUGCUGUGUAUGUGGCUGACAUCAACAUUCAUUUUUUAAUGUCUAUCUUUUACUUGCUUGUUUUCAUUCAACAUGGAGUUACUUAAUGAAAUCUUGUUCCUGAAAAGUAGCUAAUGAGUUUUUGGUUUUCAUUUAGAGUUAGACUCUAAUACUACCAUGAGUUCACCGUAAAGAAAUAUAUAGUUAUAAAUUUUAUUAUUCCCAAAUGAAGAAACUACAGAGAAAAGGUUUAAACAUUGUUAUGGGGAACUUGUCUCCUAUGAUAUACGAUUUAGUUUUCUUCCACUUAUUAAAGGAUGGUAGAAAAAGUUAAUGUUUCGCUGUUUUGUGUUUGGGGCGUGUACUCUUGCGCAACAAAUUAACAAAUAAUUGCAGCCGAUUGUUCAAUGGGAGAUGGGAAUGGCACAAAACAGUCUAUCUUCUGUUCUCGAACAAAUUUCAAGAUUUUUAAACCGCUUCCCAUUAAAUGCAUUUAGUAUUUGUAAUAAAAAAUCGCCGCAGACAUUAAAACUAAAAAAGAAGAAUCAGAGAUUUUUACCUAGCUUUGAGGUGGUUACAAUUUGCCAACAAUUGGAAACUUUAUUAAUUCGUCCUAUAUUGGUUCCACUGUGAAAAGGUGUGUCUUACUACAGGAUUAUUUAUACGUAUCAUUAAGCUGUAUAGGCUACCAUCCCAGUUAAAUGUUUAUUUACCAUGUAUUGUAUAUGUUGGAUCUAUCUUCGAAUAUCUGUCUUCUAAUAAAUAAGUGUUAGUAUUAUGAACAUAAGAUAAAUAAUUGUAAAGUUCUAUUAUUAAUUUGUUUUCUAUAGUGUAAAGUGUUUUGUAAAAUAAAUUUUGUUGA